CCCAAUGCUUCUAAGCGCAAAUAUGAGUUUUGUAUAUUUAGCCAUUGGAAAUGCUGACUUUUGAAAAAAUACACGUCUGAAGUUAUUAGUUUCAACUUCCGCUGGGAUGUACAUAUAUUUAAAGUGAUGCCUUUCAUAUUUGGGACGGGACAGCAUACUUUUGCACAUCUGUCGCAACAGUUGCGAUGAGAUGAGUGUAACGUAGAAAAUCGUAUUACUGUACGCGCAUGAUUCGAAUUUGACGCCAAGAAGUCUGGAAUCUGUCUGUGUUAACUUGUUCCUUAGAAGACAUUUAAUCACAAAGCAAAUAGUUGCAAAUGAAACAUCGGUCGAAGCUGUUAAAGCCUAAUCUCGUUAUAUACUACUUGAGUGUCCGGGAAUAGUAAUAGUCGUAUGUUCAAACUGACGUAUGCAUAUACAUACCUAGUGCCUAAAGGAUAUAUUCAUUUGCAAUAAUGUACGAAUACGGUGAUUCCUCAGUUUUGAAUUCCAACAACGGAGAUAAAACGGUACCGAAUGUUAUGUUUGAUAACACGAUGCCCAGUUUAGGCAAAAUGGAGGUUCAGGAAGGAGCAAAUUUAAAUAUGGCGAGCUCAGUAACAAUAGAAGGAGGCCCACAGCAAACUCUGCCUAUGUACGCCAUUGAUGGCACUGUUCAACAAUUCGAAAUACCUGAUCCAGUCCUUCGACGGACCUUUGCUCGUAAGGUUUUCAUUACUCUGCUACUUCAACAUAUAAUUACUUUGCCAAUUAUUGAAAUUUUCAUUGUCUGCUUUGAUCCAAUUUCUCAUCCGGUUAUUCAAGGAGUUCGCGGAGUAUUUUUUUGCAUUCUAGUUGGACUUUAUUUUUUUAGUGACAUGCGGAGAUAUCCACCCAUGAAUAUUGUCGUAUUUGUUAUUGUAACAUUACUAACAGCCAUUGAAGGAGGUGUUAUAGCAACUUGGAUACAUUCUCAACUAGCCAUAUUUCCUCAUCUGAUAGUCAUCGUACAACUUUUAGCUACAGUUGGCUAUUCCGAGCAAACUCGGUAUAAAUUUACCGUUGUGAACGCUAUUUUGUUGGUUCUUCUGGUGUCAUUGGCUGGCCAUUAUCUGACGGAGAUCGUAUAUUCCUCAUUUUCAUUUACUGAGAUUGCAUACGCCCUUCUCUCUCUCACGACAUAUAAAACAGCGUAUAUAAUCUACGAUAUGCAUCUAAUGCUGAGUGGGCAUCAUGGCUAUAAUCUUCAACCAAACGAAUAUAUAUUCGCUUCUACUAACAUUUACGCAGAUAUUCCAAACCUUUUUUGGCGGAUGUUGAAAUUUUUCCUUAUCACACCUUUAAUCAAAAUGUACGAAUUUCUAGCAGGCUGCUGUUUUGCCGAAGUGUUCUAGAUUUUUAUUGGGAAUGCAAUUUAGGUAAAAAAUUCCCAUGGUAAAAAUUUCCCCAUAAUAAAAGAUAAAUUAAAUGGUAAUAAUAAAAUACUUGAAAGCUUCUGAUAUUAUUAAAGUAUUGCUUUUUCGUUUAUUUGGCAACCCAAAUUAAAGAAAAUGGAA
This is a messenger RNA of Anastrepha obliqua, 1535 nucleotides long. RefSeq names its product protein lifeguard 2. Gene Ontology annotation, biological process: negative regulation of apoptotic process. Gene Ontology annotation, cellular component: membrane. The record is from RefSeq and is a predicted model, not a curated record. Lineage: Eukaryota; Metazoa; Arthropoda; Insecta; Diptera; Tephritidae. The coding region runs from base 456 to 1373 and encodes 305 amino acids. The transcript is spliced from 4 exons.